AUCAGCUGUUUUGUACGUUCUGCAUUCUGAUCCGAGGAUCAGCUGGAGGAAGCAAUAACAGAGGGAAAUUCUGCAGGGGAAAAAAAUCGAGCAAGAGGGAAAAAACUGCAGAUGUUAUACUCUGAACAUCAAGUGUAAAUUCAAGUUUUACACGAAGCCCCUUCUUCUACGAAGAAAGCCUUUUUUUUUAUUUUGUAUUAUGGUGUUUUAACUACCUCACUUAAAAGGCAACCUAAAGCUAUGCUUUAAGAAUUAUUGUCGUUUCUACUUUGUGUGAGAUCAUCACGUUUACAAUUUGAAAUAUAUUGCUAAUACAGAAUGAAUUAAACCAGUCACCAGUGCUGUCACAAUGGAAUCUUUAUAACCACAAGUAAUAAUUUAACAGGCCUUUGCAGCGAUACCAAGUAAAACCUUACAUUUGCACUAAGGAAGCCUGUCGAGUCCUGUAAGAAAAUCAACCUACGAGAUCAAGACAAGAAAAGGGUUGAAGCAAAGAGAGGCCAAGAAAACCGUGCUCACUUUCCUGACCUGGCAACUGUUUGACAAAGCGAAAAGCGAAAUAACUAACUAAAUAAGAGAAACAAAAAUACUUAAUAAGUAGCAAACACACACAAAGGCAGCUAGCUAUACCUUGAGAACUACAACUAUACACAGAACCUGACUUCCGCGAUCCCUGACCCUUGACUUUUUACCCAUUGACGUGUACCCGACCAACCGGCCUAGCCAUGUUCCAAGCUCUGAGCAGCCUGUUCUUCGGAGAGGUGGAGGAGGUGGCCGCAGAGAUCAAGGGGCCCAACCCCUGUGUGACCGACGCUGAUGAGGAAGGAUGGAUGCUGGUCAACCUGCCCGGGGAAGCUGAUUGUGCGAUGCUAGUAGAGGGAGGGAUAGAGGCGCCAUCGAUAGCACAGGCGCAAGCACAAAACAACCAAUCAAAUCACCCAGACACACCCACCAGAACUGAGUGCCCCGUCCCAUCUCCAACCCCUCCCCCCCAAUAUCAGAAUCGCCGCAGAACACACAAAGCUUGUUCACGAGCGGCAACAGUGGCGCCAUCAGACCCCCUCUCCACUCUCCCUUCUGCUAGCCCGUUAGCCACGGGCAUCGUUACGCCCAUAUCCCUAAAAAGGCGGGCCAGGCUCUCCACCCCAUCUGUGUCCCCUGGCAGUAGUGGGUCGGAGAGAGGCUGCAUGGACGAGAGCUGGUUCGUUACCCCUCCCCCCUGUUUCACUGCAGAGGGAGCCACGGCCGAGACCAGCCCCAUGGAGGAUCUGCUUAUAGAACACCCCAGCAUGUCCGUCUACGUCUCCCCUAGCAACCUGUCCAUGAUCUCCAACGGCAACCUGUCCAUCGUCGGGGAGGAGAGCAUCACCAGCCUGACAGGCAGCAUGAGCAGGGUGGCAGAACCAGCCGCUACCUCUGCCGUCCAUAAUACCAUGCCCACCAGGGUGACCCGAGGAGCCGCUGCCCAGGCUGGUACCCUGGCCAAGGUGACCCAGGUGGCCAGGGUUCAGAGGGGCAAGGCCCGCACUGAGAGGCGCCACCUUGGACGCAACCGCAUCCAGCGCCAGAACCGCACUAGGGAGCAGGUUCCCCGCCACGCAGCCCACGCUAGAAACACCUACCUGCACCAGCCCUGCCAGCGUAACAUCUGCCACUGAGCUCCCAGGGGGAGCCAUUUACUCUGAGGGCAUUAGUGGUUAUACUCCCCCUUACAUACAUACAGGUAGAUUUAUAUGGACACACACACAUAUAUACUCAUGUAGACAAAUAUGUAAAUACACAUGCACACAACGUACACGCAUCAUUUACACAUGCCCACACAGCACAUAGACAUUCUCUCUUUCACUAAAUCACUCUCCCACACACACACACACACACACACACACACACACACUAAUUGAUUUACGUAGGCUACUGUGCCAUGUUAGGCCCUAAACCCCAACCAAGCCCUCUAAUAACUUAAGUCUAUUGUUGUUAGCUGUCACAUAUAAACAUUUUUGAAAAACUUGCAAAAAAAUAUUACUUAGCAACUAAUAUGUGUGUAAAACUAUAAAAAGUUCCAUCUACUCUCUCCAUUUCAGUUGAAACACUCAUGUCCUCUGUCUCUUCCUAGUGGAAGUCCACCUAUUUACUGUCCUGGAAUACAUGGCCCUCUCUCCUUUGCAGCCGUCCUAAUGCUUUUAAUCAGGUUGGGGGACAGGCAGGCAAAGGAGGAGAAAUUAAAGAUGCUCACUCUUUUUCUGCGGGAACAAGCUUUUAUAGGGAAUCUUUAUUAGAUAGCACACCUGUGGACAUGUAAUCAUGUUAUCCGUUGAGUAUGUACGUAGCUAUACUUGUUAUAAAUGAAGACAGGGAAAGGCUUCCCACAGGAAAAACACCUCAUCUUGUCCUUUAUUUGCCGUGUUUGAGGUACAAAACAUUUUUUAAUAAAAAAAUCUGUUCGCAAAAAGGAAGAGUAUACCGUGUACAUUACAGUGAGAGAGGAGAAAAACCAGAAGAGGUGUUUGUCCUCUUGUCCCAAUGUGAGGGAUGGAAGCAGGUAGAGGAAAGAGAGGAAGACGAAAACAGACUAAAGAGUAAAAAGAAGUCAAAAACGACGAAUUGGAGAGUUUAGAUAGGAUGACAGAGGAACCAGAGUAGAUGUAGUUGACUGUGUAGUGUAGCUUUCUGGGCAACCAAUAGUUAAUUUUUAGAAUGCCUAACUGGCUACUUUUACAUAUUUGGCUUACCAUCUGUGACUAAGACAAGUUUGCCACUGCAGAAACAAACAGGCACUCUUAUCUCAAGUCAGGCAGACUUGCAAAGCAGGAAACUGAUUCCCUAAUUUCCUAAACGUUUUUGUUCAACAACUACAACACGAUCAGGAAAGUAAUUCAGAGAUGUCUGGUCAUAAGAAGUCUAGUAUAGCUAGCUUCAAUGACUGUGCAUAGUAAACUGUGUAUGUCCUGUGCAAAUUACUUUGUUGGGACGUACCAUAAUGAUAUAUGUAGGGAAACUAGCCAAGGGUUGCCUGUAGGUUACAAGGUAUGACAGGCUAAAGUAGGUGCAAGGCGGUAUAGAUGGCAACUCUUUAUUUUAUUUUGGUUUGUUUGUUUGUCUGCUACUGUUAUUAAAGUUAUGGAGAAGGUAGGCCUAACCAAUGCUCUCUGAAUGAUGUCUGUGACAGGAAAAGCCUGUUCCCUGCAGCCCCAUAAUGAGAGCACAUCGUUUCAUCCAAAUAGCUGACAACCUAAAAACUUGGCCUAGUUUGACAGAAUGACUGUGAAAGAUUCACACUUUGAGGAGAAUAGUCAAAAAAAAAAGAGAACAAAUCUAUAUGCAUUUGCUCAGCACACACAUUGGGCUCCAACUGAUGUUGUUGUGCUGUGAUGCUUCUGCAUUAAGACACCUCCCCCCUAACUAAAUAUUAAUCAAGUGACAACCUUACCCAUGAAAAGACAAACAGGGAAAUAGAUAACAUCGAACAAUCCCUUUUCACUUCACGUCAUUCAGUGACAACAGGGUAAUCAUGGUAGGAGACUCGGGGUGAACACACACACACACACGAUGUCCACCGGGCUGAUACUGCUCAGAGUUGCUAGUAAAGACUAGCUCAAGGACAGAGAAUUAGUUCUACACCCACUCCCUGGCCUCCUAAUAGCACAUCCAGCCGUAACAGUGUCCCCCACCUUAAGAUCUAGCUUACAGAGAUGUAUUCAACUACAAUAGUAAACUAUGGUGCUGAAGUGUAUAUGACUAUAUACUAAAGUUUGUAAAUGAUUUGAGACAUGGAUGUAAGUUUGCACUGUCAUACAUUUUGGUGAGUUUUAGCUGUGUGAUGUCUUUUAUUCUCCUUUGGGAUGUUUACUUUUUCUUUUUGUUUUGUAUCAAACCAUCAAAGGUCUGUGAGAGUGUGAGAGGAUGUGUGUUCAAAAAAAUACUUCAAAAGACAAAUAAUGAUCAAUUAUUUUUCUUGUACAUAUUAGAAUACAGGUUGUAAUGCUCCUUGCCGUUAGGUGUCAAAGCGACUCAGGAUUAGAGUCCUUAAAGUAGCUACCAUCUUGACUGAGGACAAGACUGUCCCUGCCUCUUUCCUGAAUAGGACAGUAAGGAUGCAUCUCAAUAAUCUAAAGUGGCAUCCUAUCCACUUAUCCUUUCCUUAAACUACACUGAGAUGUGACCAAUUGAGAUGUACCCUAUUGGAGCUUUUGGGUUAGAUGUGUUAACGUUCCAAUUAGACACUGCCCUCUAGGGGGAUAAAAGUGUAAUAACUUGUAACGACACAGGAUCAUUUCAUGCUGGCGUCAUCAUAACACAACCCAUAUUUCAAAGUAUAAAGAUGUAUUUGUGGGAGCAGUGGAAUUGUUCUCUAGAUACAGUGAGAGUGAGGUGAGAAAUUGUUCUUAUUGUUUAGAAUGUUCUGAACUAGAAACAUUUAUUUGUCCCUUCAAUCACAAACCACCAUUUUCCACUCAACGUAUCGCCAACUAUCUUGUAAAUUACUAUAUUUUAUUUGAAUGAUCUACUAAUAUGAUAUAAUUAUUAAUAUUAUGUAUAUUUAUUUUCUGUUGAUGUUUUAAAUGAUGACUGUAUGUAACUCUGUUUGAUCCUAUGAAUGAUGCAUUGUGUGGAUUGCAGUAACGACUCACUCACACACACAGAUACACACACAUCUGGUCUCCAUACUUCCUAAACCCCUAGGGUUUUCUGAACCUUAUACUACAGUAUCUCUGUGGUCACACUUCUUACUCACAUGAUGAAGACAUUUUACAAAGAGAGAGGGGAGGGGGCCUAUACAUGAGACCAUAGCUGUGUGUGUGUGUGUGUGUGUGUGUGUGUGUGUAACUCACCACCUCUAACAAGGCCUUGUUGGUCCUCACUGCGAGACUGUUUUUCUCUUUUUCUUGUUGUUCUUUUCCUUCUUUCCAUCACCCUCUCACCUUUACGUCCAUGUUAUCUCCAAGUUGUUGUUUUCUGAGUAUGUAGUGUGGGACUAAUGAAAGGUGUGAGUUUAGGGUGGCAACCCGCCAAUCACAGAGAGAGGGCGGGGCCACCAGGUGCACGUGUGUCUAGUGUGAUGUGAGAGUUGUGGGGGAGGGAGGGAGGAAGAAAGAGGGGAUGUGACAGAGGAUGGAGUAAGCAGAUAGAUUGAAAAAAAAUCUGAAAUGAAAUGUAUCAACAAAAAAAAAUAUGCUUGUAUUUUUCCCCGUUUAGUUAUUAUAACAGUUGUUCACCUGGUAUGUUAACGUUUUAAAAGAAAGGGGGUUGAUUGUGUGUGGAUUAUUUUUGUUCUGCUUUGCGCCCUAAAAUGAUGGCAGCUUUAAGAUACUUUGGGGUUCACCCACGUACCAUCUCGGAUGGGUACACCCCUCCCCCGUCAAAACAACUAUUUAUAGACAUAUAAAAAAGAUUGGUGUAUCUGAUAUCUAUGGUGAUCGUGCCUUUCACUAUUUCUGCAUGGUUUUUGUGAUGUACUGAAUUGUUCCAUCCCUGAGUGGACAGUCAAGUCCAUAGACAGUCAAGUCCAUAGACAGUGAAGACCUAUGCAACCACCAACGGAUGGGUUAAUAUAACAUCCAUUCAGAAAAACGCAGGUACCACACAACAACAACAACAACAACAACAACAAUAAACACUCAGGUUGACAACC
This is a messenger RNA of Oncorhynchus mykiss (rainbow trout), 5629 nucleotides long. Lineage: Eukaryota; Metazoa; Chordata; Actinopteri; Salmoniformes; Salmonidae. The record is from RefSeq and is a predicted model, not a curated record.